AUGUCCAGGUGCUGAAAAUUACAUUUUUUCUGCCCUGGGACUUGAAAUUGUUAAAUUUUCAGCUUCAAGAGCAGGAAAUUGCAUAUUUUCAGCUGUUUGAGCUAGAAAUCUCAUAUUUCCAGCUCCAGGAACGAAAAAUCAUGAAAUUUUGAGCUCUAGGAUAAAAAAUGCAUAUUUUUCAUGUUCUGGUGCUGAAAAAUACAGUUUUUCAGCCCUGGGCCUUGAAAUUGUUAAAUUUUCAGCAGAAAAUUGCAUAUUUUCAGCUGUUUGAGCUAGAAAUCGCAUAUUUUCAGCUCCUGGAACGAAAAAUCAUGAAAUUUUGAGCUCUAGGAUCAAAAAUGCAUAUUUUUCAUGUUCUGGUGCUGAAAAAUACAGUUUUUUCAGCCCUGGAACUUGAAAUUGUCAAAUUUUCAGCAGAAAAUUGCAGUUUUUCAGCUUCCAGAUCAAAAAAUCAUGAUUUUUCCAAUUUUCCAGCUUCCGUCUCGUCGAUUUCGGUCUCGCCACAAUCGAUCGCAGUUCCACUGAACUUCCCCAACCCGCCACCACCUCCACCCAAUGUCAAAUAUGCGCCAAAUCACCCAACCCAUGUAUGACGUGUAAAAGCCGGCCGAAACGUGAAUCGUAUCACGUGGUCGGCACACCAGGAGUCCGUGCACCCGAAUUGCUCUUCGGUGUUGGCGUGUGCUCACCGGCUGUCGAUAUUUUCUCGGCUGGUCUGUGUCUCUUAUCUCUCGUCACACUGAAACAUCCAUUUUUUAUGCCCAAAGAUGAGACGGAAAAUAUUAUGGAUUUGGCGUGUUUGCUGGGUAGUGAUAUUAUGGAAAAGGUACAUUUUGAGCCGCAGAAAACGAGCUAUGACGUGGCAAAUGUCCCUUUGAAAUAAUGUGGCCUCAAGUGAUUUACUACAGUAAUCUAAAGGGACAUACACUCGCUUCGCUCGAACCGCUUGCGCGGAAUCUUGAUCUACACUCGCGCCAGAGGCGCUCGGAGUACUGUAUGAUCCUUUGGGCGGUCUACAGUACCCCGAGCGUCUUUAGCGCGAGUGUAGAUCAAAAUUCCGCUCGAGCGAAGCGAGUGUAUGUCCCUUUGAAAUAAUGUGGCCUCAAGUGAUCUACUACAGUAAUCUGAAGGGACAUACACUCGCUUCGCUCGAACCGCUUGCGCGGAAUCUUGAUCUACACUCGCGCCAGAGGCGCUCGGGGUACUGUAUGAUCCUUUGGGCGGUCUACAGUACCCCGAGCGCAUUUAGCGCGAGUGUAGAUCAAAAUUCCGCUCGAGCGAAGCGAGUGUAUGCCCCUUUGAAAUACUGUGGCCUCAAGUUAUCUGCUACAGUAAUCUAAAGGGACAUACACUCGCUCCGCUCGAGCCGCUUACGCGGAAUUUUGAUCUACACUCGCGCCAGAGGCGCUCGGGGGUACUGUAUGAUCCUUUGGGCGGUCUACGGUAUCCCGAGCGCAUUUAGCGCGAGUGUAGAUCAAAAUCCCGCGCAAGCGGCUCGAGCGAAGCGAGUGUAUGUCGCUUUGAAAUACUGUAGCCUCUAUGAACUAUGAACUACAGUACCUUAAGUCCUCUACAGUAAUCUAAAGGGACAUACACUCGCUUCGCUCGAGUCAGCGAAAAAUUCAAAAUUACGUUGCAGAUUGGUGAACGCGAAGGUCUUCGUGUCACAAUAUCCGAACAUCGAAAUCCCACCGAUUUUUGUCAACUAAUCCUCUGCCUUCGCUUCGGUUUUGAGAGCGUCCACAAAUUCGCAGCCAAAAUUCUCGAUUUCCCCCGAAAAGCGUGCGAAAAAUGCGCAGAAAUUGGACAUGGAAACGUGGAUUCCGUGUGCUUUUGUGAGUUUUUAACGCUAUUCUUUAACGUAAUAACCUAAAAUUAAUUUCAGGUCGGCCCCCGGAUUCUGGAAAAUUCUCAACUUCCGGCAUCUCAAAUGAACUUCUCGUUCUCUAUGUUGAUUUAUUGUAUAGUGCACUUGAACCCGAUCGAUUUUUACGAUUUUCGGCUGAUCGAUUAUUGUCGAUUAUUGAUUUGUAUGAAAGACGGCAGAUUGUUUAUCCCAAACUUGACAUUGAAUAA
Caenorhabditis angaria is the source of this 2076-nucleotide messenger RNA. The record is from the annotation of a GenBank genome assembly. Lineage: Eukaryota; Metazoa; Nematoda; Chromadorea; Rhabditida; Rhabditidae.